UGUGUCGAUUUAGAAACCAUAUAACUAGCUAAUAAAAACCCGAACCCGACCCGGCUGGUCUAUUCACGCUCACUCAACCUCAUUCAGCGGACCCAAAUCAAAUUCAAAACCCUAUGAAUCAGGGUUCGUUAGGGUUUUAGUUUUACCUCAUGUGGCGCGGUGCCAGAGCUGGUUCCCGUUGCCUCCACCGUUUCUCGACGGCGGUGCGGCGGCGCGCGGAGGACGAAGGUGACUGGCUCUUCUCUUCCGAGUGGUGGGGAUCCGCCCCCGACGACGGCAACACAGUUCUCCGAUCAACUUCCGGCAUGGGAAACGGCGUCGUUUCGGUCGUUGCACAUCCCUCCUCAAGACCCAGUAGGAUGCAUUGGUCAAAAAUGGAAAGAUGGCUGCAGCAGAGGUGUGAGGAGGUGCAUUCUGGAUAUGGGGAUGGAGGGAAUCUGAGGAUACUUGGAUAUCAAUGGCGGGUGCUUCGUUUCAAUGAUGUUACUCGACAGAGCACAGCAAAAGUAAUGCUUUCUUACCGUGAAAACAAACCGGGUUCUGUCUAUAUCACGCAGCAACCACAUUGCUUGGCCGUGCCAUAUGUGAAGAGUAUGAUAUCAGCUGGUUUGACUACCGUAGCCUCGUGUAAUUUUGAUAUUACCAGUGCACUGCAAGGAAAGAAAAAUAUGCACAUUUUAUGCAUUGGACAUGGUGGGGGAAGUUUACCACUGUUUUUGGCGAGUAAAAUCCGAGGUGCCGUUGUCCAUAUAGUUGAAAUUGAUCCCCUUGUUAUCUCAGCCUCAAUUCGUGCUAUGGGGUUCCCGGCCUUCUCACUCAUGACACAAACGGGUGACCGGGCUUUUGCAAAACCUGGUAUCAUAGAUGAAAUUAUGUGGAAAGGCAUUCAUGAAAGGAUUCAUCUUUAUGAAGCAGAUGCUGAGCAAUUUAUUAUUAAUAAUACCGAUCUAUAUGAUAUGAUCUUUGUUGAUGCUUAUGAUGGUGAUGAUAUAUUUCCCCACAAGUUAUGGGACCCAGAUUCACCAUUUCUUAAAGCCCUAAGUAAUCAACUUCAUCCCAAACAUGGCACUGUUGUGGUGAACCUGCAUUCUGACUCUGAUAUCUUCAAUGAUGAUGGAUAUGUUCCAUCUGUGCUCGAACAAAACUUACCAAUGGGAAAGUAUGUGUCUCAUGUUUGCCAAGCGUACAAAAACGUGCUAGUAGGAAAUGGAGGUUCUGGCCUUGCUUUUACUGUUGCAGUUCCUUGGGUCUAUAAUACGUCUCUGAUUGUGUGUAGAGGUUUUGGUAGAGAUAAUGAGUAUUUUAACCGGGACUUGGUUCUUAACACCCUCAUUUCUAAAUCCCUUGAACUAGAACAAGUUAUGGACUUGCCAUUCCCAUGUUUGGAAUACAUAAAGAAAGGUUUUAUUCUUGUUGACUAACUUGAUUAUCCCCAUGUACAUUUAGACCCAUUGCUAUGAAACUUUUUUCCCUUCUAUGCUCGACUAUUAACGGAAACAUUUUAACUGGGUUCACUC
Molecule: messenger RNA, 1517 nt
Organism: Abrus precatorius (Indian licorice)
Lineage: Eukaryota; Viridiplantae; Streptophyta; Magnoliopsida; Fabales; Fabaceae
Exons: 4
Coding region: 150-1421 (423 amino acids)
Source: RefSeq, a predicted model, not a curated record